This is a messenger RNA of Adelges cooleyi (spruce gall adelgid), 808 nucleotides long. RefSeq names its product malectin-like. Lineage: Eukaryota; Metazoa; Arthropoda; Insecta; Hemiptera; Adelgidae. The coding region runs from base 170 to 808 and encodes 212 amino acids. Gene Ontology annotation, molecular function: carbohydrate binding. The transcript is spliced from 5 exons. Gene Ontology annotation, cellular component: membrane. The record is from RefSeq and is a predicted model, not a curated record.
AUAAUUAUAUUUGCCGUUAUUCAAACUUACAGUAUCUUGUCUUGUAAUGUUAAUACUAUAUCAUUAAUAUUUUACCGUACAAAUUUGCUGUCAGAUUUCUUUAAGAGUAUCUAUUGGUGACCAUAACAAUUUGAUAUUAACCAUUGAGUGUGAAGCAUCUGUUAAAAGAAUGUGGUCGAUGGUAAUGUUUGUGUUUUAUAUUUACCUGCCUUUGUCUUGUCUCAGUUCAAAGAGAAGUGAUGCAGCUAGGAAACAAGAACGUAUUCUGUACAAGAUUGAAAGAUAUCCUGAUACCACAUUUAGUUAUAAAAUACCAAUUGAGGAUGAUGGUGACUAUGUAAUUCUAUUGAAAUUCAGUGAGACUAAAUCGUGUGCGCCUGGAGUUAAAGUAUUUGAUGUUGUACUAAAUAGUCAGCAUAUCAUACCGUAUAACUUGGACAUUUUUAAUGCGUACACUGAUUAUAUUGAAUUUAAAGUUUAUCGUGAGAAAUUAUAUUGGGAUGAAGAAGUAUCCGAAAUCAAAUCUAACAAAAUCCGAGUCGACUUUAUUUAUGGUGAACAUGGUGCACCUUCCAUAAGUACAAUACUUUUCGCUAAAGGAAACAUUAACAAUGUACCAAAACUACUACAAGCGAUUUAUGACAGAGAACUUCAAGAACAAAGUAUUGAUUGGAAUAAAAAACUUGAAGAACUAUUUUUUCCUUGCCCAAGUAUUUUUUCUAAACAAUUUGUAAAUUGUUCAUUAGCUAUAGUCUUUCAACUGCAGUUUUCACGAGAAGGACCCUUAAAAUACAGAGUGAUUCACUAA